Henningerozyma blattae CBS 6284 is the source of this 1818-nucleotide messenger RNA. RefSeq names its product alpha-mannosyltransferase. The coding region runs from base 1 to 1818 and encodes 605 amino acids. NCBI's taxonomy places the organism in Eukaryota, Fungi, Ascomycota, Saccharomycetes, Saccharomycetales, Saccharomycetaceae. Gene Ontology annotation, biological process: mannan biosynthetic process. Gene Ontology annotation, cellular component: Golgi apparatus. The record is from RefSeq and is a predicted model, not a curated record. The transcript has a single exon. Gene Ontology annotation, molecular function: alpha-1,2-mannosyltransferase activity.
AUGGCCCCUAUAGUUAGAAGGAAUAGAAAAUUGAUACCGUUGUCGUUGAUCUUUACAUUUUUCCUGUUCUAUAUAAUCAACGAAAACACAAAGACUUUGUAUUACCAGCAAGUAUCGUUUUCUAAUUGGAAAAAUAAUCAGAUCCCUAUAUCGACGUCUAACUUGUAUGAUAAGAAUAAUCCCUUAGCAGCUCUGGAUAAUUCGUCCAAUAAUUUUAGGGAUAACUUCUACACUUUUAUGUUUAGUGCUAUAGCGAGGGGUAAGCCAGUCAAUCCUUCAGUAAAAGAUUUGAAACAAUCAAAGAGAUCAGAAUGUAAAUUAGAAUCAGAUAUUUCCAUGACUGAUAAUUCUCCAGGUUCGUUAUCGAGAGUAUCUUUCAAUAGUUUAUUGAAUUGUUUAUCUAUUUCACGUCCCCAAUUGGAUAACUUGAAAUAUGUUCAUUCCAAUUUCAUUCAGUUGUUAGAGGCAAAAAUGUCUGAAUUAACAAAACCGGAAUUCCUUGAUCAAAUAUUCCCCAACGGUAGAGGUAUUGUCACCAUUGGAGGUGGGAAGUUUUCUGUCUUGGCUAUGAAUGUUAUUAAAGUGUUAAGAAAGACAGGGUCCACCUUACCUGUAGAAGUUGUUAUUCCUCCACAAGAUGAAAAAAAUGAAGUUGAUUUUUGUAAUAAUUUCUUACCAAAUUAUAAUGCAAAGUGUGUCUUCUUUAAGGAUGUUCUACCAAAACACUAUGCUGAAAACUUACGUUUAAAGGGUUAUCAAAUUAAAGUCAUGGCUCUUUUGAUAUCAAGCUUUAAAGAAAUCAUCUUUCUAGAUUCAGAUAAUUAUCCUUUGAAAUCCCUAGACCAUGUAUUCGACGCAGAUAUUUAUAAAGAAGCAGGAUUGAUUCUCUGGCCAGAUAUUUGGAGACGUGUCACGAACCCAAUGUAUUAUGACAUCGCAAACGUUUCUGUAGAUAUCAAUCAAAGAGUUAGAUACGGUACAGAUGAUAUUUCUCCACCAAAUAGAUACACCAUUCCUCGUGUCCAUAAAAAUAAUGAAAAAGAAAUCGAAAAUAAAAAUACCAUCCCAUUCCAUGAUCUUCUUGGAACUGUUCCUGAUGCUUCCACUGAAUCAGGUCAAAUGAUCGUUAAUAAAGCUAAGCAUCUAGAUACAUUAUUAUUAGCCGCAUAUUAUAAUUUCUAUGGUCCAGCUUGGUACUAUAGAUUGUUUUCACAGGGAACUGCAGGUGAAGGUGAUAAAGAAACUUUUAUUUCUGCUGCUCAUACCCUAAACAAGCCAUAUUAUCAAGUCAAAUCAAAAGUCGGGUUCGAUGGGUUUUGGGAUUCCAAAUUGGGCUUCCAAGGUAUCAUGUUAUUACAACAUGACUUCAUUCAAGAUUACGAACAUUAUUCAAAGGCUAAAAAUCAAGUCAUCGAUCACUAUGACGAUUAUUAUCAUUUCAAAUCAGAUUAUAACUUGGAUAGAGAUUUCUAUGACAAUCUGAUCCAUGAAAAGGACAUCAGCAUCAUGUUUGGUCACACUUCAUUCUUCAAAUAUGAACCCUGGGUGUUGUAUCAUGAACGUAGAUAUAUCGAUCACGAAACUCAACAACAUGUCCGCGGUUUAAGAUCAAUUGGUAGAGCCUUAGAUUUCGAUUUGGAAUUGUUUUGUUUCGAUAACUUAUUACAAACGUUAUGUAAAGGCAAUGCAAAUGACAAAUCUUCAAUUCGUUUUGCAUUCUACAAAGAUAUCCAAGGUACUCCAUUAUGGGAUUCUAUGUGUGAAUAUUUGGAUAAUAGAGUGUCUUAUCUACAAAAGAAUCCAUUCACAGGCAAUUAG